Molecule: messenger RNA, 651 nt
Organism: Lactuca saligna
Lineage: Eukaryota; Viridiplantae; Streptophyta; Magnoliopsida; Asterales; Asteraceae
Source: the annotation of a GenBank genome assembly
AUGGCGAUUUCCUCCUCAUUCCACGAUCCUCACUUCUACUCUCUAAGUGUCUCAGAUAAGGAAUACCGUCUUUGGGGGCAUGAAAAGAAGCCUGCUGCAUGGGUGGAUAGCAAUCUCCAUGAAGAAGUUGACUUAGUUAUUGAACAUGGAAAACCGGUAAAUGACCAUAACGCCCCUGAUCUAAAUUUUCGGGACACUGUUGUGCCUGGCAUGCCUGAAUUUGAUCGGAAACUUGGUGCACCUGCAAAAAGGAUGGCUCCAUUGGUGACCUUGCAGAAGAAGGUGUAUAUGUCAAUGCUAAGAAGAGGGCUUCCUAAGCUUCUAGCAUUGUCUUCUGGAACUUGUAGUCAUCAAUCCUUGGAUAAUAUUGUAAUACAACUACGUAAAGCAGGUAGUCAUCCUCACCUCUUUGCUGGUAUAGAGCCAGAACCAUAUGAAGAGGGUGAACACUUGGUUCAGGCAAGUGGCAAACUGGUAGUCUUAGACCAACUACUUCAGAAGCUACAUACGUUUGGACACCGUGUUCUUCUGUUUGCACAGAUGACACAUACACUUAAUGUCUUACAGCAGAGCAGGGGUGUUGGGCUGAAUCUUGUAGCUGCUGAUACUGUGAACUUUGCAAUACUAACAUCUAUGGAGCAGGGUGUUUAA